Molecule: messenger RNA, 1373 nt
Organism: Hemibagrus wyckioides
Lineage: Eukaryota; Metazoa; Chordata; Actinopteri; Siluriformes; Bagridae
Gene: fgf10b
Product: fibroblast growth factor 10b
Exons: 4
Coding region: 1-723 (240 amino acids)
Biological process (GO): limb development; fibroblast growth factor receptor signaling pathway; cell differentiation
Cellular component (GO): cytoplasm
Molecular function (GO): chemoattractant activity; growth factor activity; type 2 fibroblast growth factor receptor binding
Source: RefSeq, a predicted model, not a curated record
AUGGUCAGUGUGUUUGUGUGUGUGUGUGUGUGUGUGUACCCUCCUCUCCUCCUGGUCUUUCCGCGGUCAUGCUCCCCCCGGUGUGCAGCAGUGAUGAUGGUGACAUGGUGCGCUAGUGGCGGCUGGUCGCUGUGUUUGCUCCCGGCGCUCGUGACAGUGCUGAUCAGCGCGCGCACCGUCACCUGCCGCAUCGCGCCCCCGGGCGUCACCGCCAACAUCACCGACUCCGACAUCUCCAACUCCGACAUCUCCAACUCCUCUACACGCUUCUCCUCCGCCGCACCGGUGCGGCACGCGCGCAGCUACGCUCACCUGCAAGGCGACUCGCGCCGUCGGAAGCUGUUCUCGUUCCAGAGGUUCUUCCUGCGGAUAGACGGCACCGGGAGAGUGACCGGCACGAGGAGCGGACACGACUCCCACACUCUCCUGGAGAUCAGGUCUGUGGAUGUGGGUGUGGUGGCCAUACGGAGCCUGAGCACGGGUUAUUACCUCGCCAUGAACAGGAGAGGAGAUGUGUACGGAGAGAGAGAGUUCAGUGUGAACUGUGGGUUAAAGGAGCGUAUCGAGGAGAACGGCUACAACACGUACGCCUCGGUGCGGUGGAGGAAAGGACGCAGAGCCAUGUUCAUUAGCCUGAACGCUGACGGGAAACCGCUGCGGGGCCGAAAAACACACAGGAAGAACACAAACACACACUUCCUGCCCAUCAGUGUGGGAGUGUGACACACACACACACAGCCUGCUGCUGCUGCUGGAGAACACUGAUGUGAGGCGUGCUGAGGAGCUCACUUCAUACUGAUUCUGGAUCUCUCACACACACACACACACACACACACACACACACACACACACACACACACACAUCUCUCCUUUACAACACGACCUGUGAGUCAGAAGCUGAGCUCAGGAACAGAGUCCAGACAGAAACCGAUGGAACUAUGAGGAUCUGUGGGUGAGAAGCUGCUACAGUCAGACUGCUGGACCCGAGCUGGAGCUGAACUGGUCAGUCAUCUGGACACAGGCUUCAGCACUGGAGUGAAGUGACCUCAGAACUGGUCAAAAUCCAAAAUGCAGAAAAGAGGUGGAAUGUAGAAAAUCAUAAAGACUCAAAAGCUUAAUAUUAUAGGCCUCUUCUUCUUCUUCUUCUUCUUCUUCUUAUUAUUAUUAUUAUUCCUAAUAUAUUUAAGUUAUUAUUGUUGUUAAAUCACAGAACUCAGAGAUCAGAAUAAUCCGGUCCUGAGAGUCAGGAAUAUAUCCCAGACUCUGAGAUUCCCGAAAUUCCGGAUAGUUUCCUCAGAGACAGAAUAUUUAUUUCCACUACAUUUCUAUUAAAGUCUAGAGGAGCUUUUAUAUUACAUGUGUGUUUUUGUGUG